AUGGAAACUACUGGGGACCAGGAGGAGCUGGCCCGGCUUCGCGCCGUCUUCGCUGCUUGCGACGCGAACCGCUCGGGCCGCUUGGAGCGCGAGGAGUUCAGCGCGCUGUGCGCGGAGCUGCGCGUGCGGCCGGCGGAGGCCGAGGCAGUGUUCCAGCGGCUGGACGCAGAUCGCGACGGCGCCAUCACUUUCCAGGAGUUCGCGCGCGGCUUCCGCGGAGCCCGGCGCGGGGGACGGAGGGGCGAGGGGCGGCGGGCGCCCGGCCUGGGGGGCAGCGAGGACGGCGCGGACCCCGAGGAGGAUGCAGACAGCGUGGACGCAGAGCUGCCUCUGGCCGCCUUGUGGGGGGUGGCCAGCUCCGGACGGGCUUGGCAGGACUUCCAGGCGCGACUCGGGGAGGAAGCCAAGUUCAUCCCCAGACAAGAGCAAGUUAGUACUCUGUAUCAAAACAUCAACCUCGUGGAGCCAAGACUAAUUCAGCCCUAUGAACAUGUUAUAAAGAACUUUAUCCGAGAGAUCAAACUGCAGAGCGCUGAGAUGGAAAACCUGGCCAUUGCAGUGAAAAGAGCCCAGGACAAGGCAGCCAUACAGUUGAGCGAACUGGAAGAGGAAAUGGAUCAGCGGAUUCAGGCUGCAGAGCACAAGACACGAAAAGAUGAAAAGCGCAAAGCUGAAGAAGCCCUGAGUGACCUCCGACGUCAGUAUGAAACAGAAGUAGGAGAUCUGCAGGUGACGAUCAAAAAGCUCAAAAAGCUAGAAGAACAAUCAAAACACAUAAGUCAAAGAGAGCAUGUGGCAGCAUUGAAAAAACAAAUUUAUGAUUUAUCAAUGGAAAAUGAGAAAGUGAAGAAAGAUCUUUUAGAAGCACAGACGAGCAUAGCCUUUCUUCAGAGUGAAUUAGAUGCUUUGAAAAGUGAUUAUGCUGAUCAAAGCCUGAAUUCUGAAAGGGAUAUGGAGAUAAUUCGAGAGUACACAGAAGAUCGGAAUAAUCUUGAGAGGCAAAUUGAAAUACUCCAAACAGCUAACCGGAAACUCCAUGACAGCAAUGAUGGGCUGAGAAGUGCUCUGGAAAGCAGCUACAGCAAAUUCAACAGAUCUUUGCGCAUAAAUAACAUCUCUCCAGGGAAUACAAUUUCUAGAAGCAGUCCCAAAUUUAAUGGUCAUUCUCCUCAAACUCUACGCUAUGACAGGUCAUCCCGCUCUUCCGUCAUGGAUGAGGACUGUGACUCUCUGGCCCUCUGCGACCCCAUGCAGAGGAUGAAUUGUGAAGUGGACAGCCUGCCUGAGAGCUGCUUCGACAGUGGCUUGUCCACCCUGAGAGAUCCCAACGAGUAUGACUCCGAAGUGGAAUACAGGCACCAGAGGGGCUUCCAGAGGUCCCAGUGUGUGCAGGAGAGCUUUGGGGGCGAUGCUUCAGAUACAGACGUUCCUGAGAUAAGGGAUGAGGAAAUGUAUGGUUCAGUCUUGGACUGGAAGCCUGCAGAGUCUGUGAGUGAAGGCAACUUUGUGAGUUCCAGAAAGCCAAUUUCAGCACUGUCCGCACAGACAGAUGUGGCAGAUGACAGCCAGAAAGCUAGCUCGCAGAAGACCUACAAGAUUGUGCUCGCAGGGGACGCUGCCGUGGGGAAGUCCAGUUUCCUCAUGCGACUGUGUAAGAAUGAGUUUCAAGGAAAUACCAGUGCCACCCUGGGAGUUGAUUUUCAAAUGAAAACUCUUAUUGUAGACGGAGAGCAGACUGUUCUGCAGCUCUGGGACACUGCUGGCCAGGAGAGAUUCAGAAGUAUUGCAAAGUCUUACUUCAGAAGGGCAGAUGGUGUUUUGCUGCUGUACGAUGUCACUUGUGAGAAGAGCUUUCUCAAUGUGCGAGAAUGGGUAGAUAUGAUUGAGGAUGCAACUCAGGAGAGUAUUCCUAUCAUGUUGGUAGGAAACAAGGCUGAUCUUCGUGAUGAUGUUACUGCUGAGGGCCAAAAAUGUGUCGCAGGAUACUUUGGAGAAAAGCUGGCCAUGACUUAUGGAGCAUUAUUCUGUGAAACAAGUGCCAAAGAUGGUUCGAAUAUAGUAGAAGCUGUUCUGCAUCUUGCUCGGGAAGUGAAAAAAAGAGGUGACGAGGAUGACAGCAAAUCAAUUACCAACUUGACUGGACCCCAUUCCAAAAAGUCAGCACAGAUGAAGAAUUGUUGUAAUGGUUGA
Elephantulus edwardii (Cape elephant shrew) is the source of this 2190-nucleotide messenger RNA. It is a transcript of the gene RASEF, whose product is annotated as RAS and EF-hand domain containing. Gene Ontology annotation, molecular function: GTPase activity; GTP binding; calcium ion binding. Lineage: Eukaryota; Metazoa; Chordata; Mammalia; Macroscelidea; Macroscelididae. The transcript has 17 exons. The coding region runs from base 1 to 2190 and encodes 729 amino acids. The record is from RefSeq and is a predicted model, not a curated record.